GUGUUAUGGUGCAUCGCGCUCGACAGCUUCGCAGCAUUCCUGCACAUACAUUGCUUCUCCUUCCUUCUUGCUAUCCGCUUCCCAGCGACGAUGGCGGACUCCCAGCCAGGCUCUCGUUCCAAUACUCCUUCUCUCGCUCUUCCAAUCAAGCGCCAGCUAGAAGAGGACCACGCGCCCGCAGUAUCAUCACCGCUCAAUCCGAACAUGGACGCUGCCCGAGCGCGUGCGCGAGCUCCCCAGCGAGAACAGAGAGAGAAGCGCGACACUCUGAAGAAAAGGGAGGCUUCCGCAAACACACGCGCUAGCACCCCCAAUUCCAAGUCCAAGAAAGAGACGGUUGUAGCGGAACAUCCCAUGCGGUAUGCCAUCUCGGAGCCCAAACCGCACGAUUACGAACCCCCGAAAGACUGCACCUUCGCCCCCCACGAACCGAAUCCCAUAUUCACCCCGGACGGCCAGAGGGAGCUCAAGCGGACGGUUGAUCAUGCCUGGAACAAGAAAGGGUACAGGUACACACAUUGCGUGGCAGAUCCGCACUUUCGGCAUAAGCAGUUCUUUCGCCAGAGCGAGGUGAAGCCUUACGGGCCACGCAUGAGCUACGAGGACACGGACAAGUGGUUCCAUUUCGACGAAUCAGGUACUAUCAUCACUAACGAGAAAGGCUGGCGUAUGAGCAGAGGCAAUGUCGUCGCGAGGGAAGGGAGAAUGUACUACGAAGUCAAGAUCCUCAAAGGCAUCGCGCCUGGCCAGGGCAAGGAAGCGGCACCGGGGCCACACGUCCGUAUGGGCUGGGCAAGAAGAGAAGCUCCUCUCGAUGCCCCUGUCGGGUUCGACGGCUACAGCUACGGCAUCACAGAUACCCGCUCCGAGGUUAUGCACCGGUCGCGGGCGACAAAGAUAUACAAGCCUCUGCCCAAAAGCGCCAAAAGCAAAGCCAUGAAGCCGCGGCCGCCUCACGGUAAGCCGAUGCCGGUCGAGUAUGUCCCGGAUCAGGAGAUACAGGAAGGGGACGUCAUUGGACUGGAGAUACAGCUUCCCUCGCUCUCUUUGCACCGCAAGGUCGUUGACGGCAUAUACAAUCCCGCAGUAGAUUUGGGCGACGGCUUCGACACACCUACCAUGUCUCAAGACUACUGGAAUCAAGAGAAACCGUUCGACAUUAUUCGAGAUCGAAUCCCUGUACCGUACAAAGGGAAUACUUACUUUGAGCAACUGGAUUUCACAGCCACCAAGGCAGUCGAGGCUUACCACGAUCGCGGUCCAGUCCCCAAGGUCACUCCAUCCCCGAAUCAUGAAGAAGUCAGUGUGCGUUCUCUACCGCACUCUUGCAUCAAAGUGUACAAGAAUGGUAAAGAAGUGGGUUUGGCUUUUGAAAGCCUCCUAGCAUUCCUACCUCCUGCGAGCCAGCCAUCUGUGGAAGCUAUCAAGUCUGGUGCGAGGGUAGGAUACGACGAUGGCAUGUCGGGCUACUUUCCUGCUGUAUCGGCCUUCAACGGGGGUAUAGCCCAGGUCAACUUCGGUCCGGAUUUCUGGUGUCCGCCCCAAGAGCUUCAAAUCCAACGGGAAAAGGACAUCCAGAUGGCUGGGAACGGCACCAACGAACCGCAGAUACCGCUGGGCCGAAAGCUCCGGCCUAUUGGCGAUCGGUUCAAGGAGCAGAUUGCGGAGGACGUAACGUGGGACAUAAUCGAUGAGGUGGAUUUCUUCGUCCAGGACGGCGGGUGGGAGUACAAGGGCGAGGACUUGGAUAAAAUGGCGGGGAGGUCUGCGCCCAAAGCAAGAGGAUUUGUCAAUCCAGACGAAAAUCUCGGGGUCGAGGUAGGAAGGCGGUACUAGGAGGUCGCUUAAUGUGUACUUCUGGAGGGUAGAAGGCUUGAUAGUCCAUGCCAGCAUCCCUAUUGCUACAUAUUAUAGACGAUAGAGUUGGUCGAAGUCGGUUCCGAGACCAAGUCAGUCCUCCGUACCGGCAUCGGCGACGGCGUCUCUCCAGGGCUGUGAAAGUCUGCAUUCCGCGCGGCUAGACCUAAAUAGGAAACGG
Molecule: messenger RNA, 2038 nt
Organism: Westerdykella ornata
Lineage: Eukaryota; Fungi; Ascomycota; Dothideomycetes; Pleosporales; Sporormiaceae
Product: Ash2-trithorax family protein
Exons: 1
Coding region: 91-1836 (581 amino acids)
Cellular component (GO): Set1C/COMPASS complex
Molecular function (GO): protein binding; transcription cis-regulatory region binding
Source: RefSeq, a predicted model, not a curated record